AUGGAAGCACUAUUUUGUUGUAUCAGACUCCCAAACUCCUCCCCAAAUCCUCCCCCAACCCCUCCCCCAACUCCAUUCCACCCCAACUCCUCCCCAACGUCUCCUCAAACUCCUCCCCCAACCCCUCUCCCUCCCUUCUUCCCAACUCCUCCCCAACCCCUCCUCCAACUCCUCCCCAACCCCUCCUCCAACUCCUCCCUAACUCCUCCCCAACUCCUCCCCCAACCCCUUCCCCAACCCCUCCCCAACUCCUCCCCAACCCCUCCCCAACUCCUCCCCCAACCCCUCCCCAACUCCUCCCCAACUCCUCCCCCAAACCCUCCCCCAACUCCUCCCCAACUCCUCCCCAACCCCUCCCCCAACUCAAUUCCACCCCAACUCCUCCCCAACGUCUCCUCCAACUCCUCCCCGCACCCCUCUACCUCCCCUCUUCCCAACCCUUCCCAACCCCUCCCCAACCCCUCUCCCUCCCUUCUUCCCAACUCCUCCCCAACCCCUCCUCCAACUCCUCCCCAACCCCUCCUCCAACUCCUCCCCAACUCCUCCCCCAACCCCUCCCCAACCCCUCCCCAACUCCUCCCCAACUCCUCCCCCAACCCCUUCCCCAACCCCUCCCCAACUCCUCCCCAACCCCUCCCCAACUCCUCCCCCAACCCCUCCCCAACUCCUCCCCAACUCCUCCCCCAAACCCUCCCCCAACUCCUCCCCAACUCCUCCCCAACCCCUCCCCCAACUCAAUUCCACCCCAACUCCUCCCCAACGUCUCCUCCAACUCCUCCCCGCACCCCUCUACCUCCCCUCUUCCCAACCCUUCCCAACCCCUCCCCAACCCCUCUCCCUCCCCUCUUCUCAACCCCUUCCCAACCCCUCCCCAACAGUGUGUUUUCACUUGUAUCUCGUAUUUGA
Molecule: messenger RNA, 906 nt
Organism: Pecten maximus
Lineage: Eukaryota; Metazoa; Mollusca; Bivalvia; Pectinida; Pectinidae
Product: extensin-like
Exons: 1
Coding region: 1-906 (301 amino acids)
Source: RefSeq, a predicted model, not a curated record